GCAAUUAGAAAUGCUACUACUCGUCUACUCUUCAAAUAAAAGCAGCCCAUCCAAACUUCUUAAACCCCUGGGAACCCUAAUUUGAGGCGGGAGCCCAGACGUCUUAGAUCGCCUUCUCCCUCUCUCUUGAAGCUGCUGGACAACCAUGACUUUCAAGCGCAGGAACGCAGGCCGUAACAAGCACGGCCGUGGCCACGUUAAGUUCAUCCGCUGCUCCAACUGCGGCAAAUGCUGCCCCAAGGACAAGGCUAUCAAGAGGUUCCUUGUGAGGAACAUCGUUGAACAAGCUGCUGUUAGGGAUAUUCAAGAGGCUGGAGUCUAUGAGCAGUACACUCUCCCUAAGCUUUAUGCAAAGAUGCAAUACUGUGUGUCGUGUGCCAUCCACUCCCACGUGGUCAGGGUGCGUUCUGUUACUAACAGGAGGAUCCGGGAACCACCACAGCGUUUCAUCAGACGCAGGGAUGAUAUGCCAAAGCCUGGUCAGCCUGGCCAGGCACCUCGUCCUGCUGGAGCUGGCAACCCUGUUCGUGCUUGAGAUCAAAUUAUUCUCUGAUACUGUUUUGCUUUCUUACGGAUGUUUUGAAUGCCAUCAAUUUUGUUCUCUCUAGGACACACCAUAUUUUACAAUUACAUGCUUGGAUCUUUGAGGAUUGUCUAUUCAGAUUUUGAAUCUAUUGAGGUCCCUAGUUUAAGUUUA
Molecule: messenger RNA, 697 nt
Organism: Tripterygium wilfordii
Lineage: Eukaryota; Viridiplantae; Streptophyta; Magnoliopsida; Celastrales; Celastraceae
Product: 40S ribosomal protein S26-1-like
Exons: 5
Coding region: 146-535 (129 amino acids)
Biological process (GO): translation
Cellular component (GO): cytosolic small ribosomal subunit; ribosome
Molecular function (GO): structural constituent of ribosome; mRNA binding
Source: RefSeq, a predicted model, not a curated record